UUAAUUGUGCAAAUUAGGUUGUACACUUAUCUGUCAGCCUGCUCGAUCUACAAUCAUAUUCGGGUAACCGAUCACGUGGUUCAGCUUUUCCUUCCUCAAUCAUUUGAAAUAACGAUGACCAAACCCACAAUCCACUUAACGAUCAACAACCCAUGAGUUGAAUCUUUGUUAAUCAUCAGCAAUGAAAGGUGGGGUUUCUGCCCCUGGUGAUUACAUCUACUUCAAGUCUCAGGUUCCUCUACACAAGAUCCCUAUCGGCACAAAGCAAUGGAGAUAUUAUGAUUUUGGUCCUAAAGUAGUGCCGCCACUGAUAUGUAUUCCUGGCACUGCUGGCACCGCUGAUGUGUAUUACAAACAGAUCAUGGCACUAUCAAUGAAGGGUUAUCGAGUAAUUUCUAUUGAUAUUCCUCACGUAUGGAACAACUAUGAGUGGCUUCAAGCAUUUGAGAAGUUUUUGGAUUUUAUAGAUGUCCACCGUGUACAUCUUUAUGGCACAUCCCUAGGGGGAUUUUUAGCACUUCUUUUUGCGCAGCAUAGACCACGGCGCGUAAAGUCAUUGGUACUCUCGAAUACGUUUUUGGAAACCAAAUAUUUUGCGGCUGCCAUGCCUUGGGCUCCUGUUGUUAGUUGGACCCCUUCUUUUCUGCUGAAACGAUACGUAUUAACAGGAAUCAUGAGCGGUCCACAUGAACCAUUUAUUGCCGAUUCUGUGGACUUUGUUGUUGCACAGGUUGAGACCCUCUCAAGGGAGGAUUUGGCUUCAAGGUUGACGUUAACAAACGAUGAUGCAUCGAUUGGACCGCUCAUGCUUUCAGAUUCUUUGAUCACUAUAAUCGAUACAAACGACAAAUGCGCAAUCCCACAACAACUGAAAGAUGAAGUAAGCGAAAGGUUUCCUGGUGCACGAAGAGCCGACAUCAAAAGUGGUGGUGAUUUUCCGUUUCUUUCACGCCCAGAUGAAAUUAAUCUUCAUCUCAAGCUGCACCUGAGACGGGUUGGUGUAGAAGCUCGAGAAGACCUGGUUCCCGGAACUCCAAAGGCUAGCGAUGAUGAUGGUGGCAGUGGUGGUGGCGGCUCGGGUGAACCAAAAGAUGAUAGAGAAGAUACCGACGAUGCUCCAAAUGGGGACAGAUCAAAGUCGAACCGCGGUGCCCCUUCUAGCAAUGACAGUCAGCCGCCACUUGUUCCUGAAAGUGAUGAUUCCCCCAAUCCAGACGAUCAGCCGAAAGGUGGCAGCCCUCUUGAAGGAUUUUCUGAGAUCAUGGUCAUAAGUUUAUUGCAUUUGUUGGUGAAUUUUUUUGUUAUUUAUUAUCAGCAGCUUCCUGUUGGUUUGUUAACUUUGUACAUCACCAAUAAGCAUCAUCCCAUGAUUCUCAUGUAAAUGAUUUGUUUCUGUUUGUAAAAUGUUGAUUAAUUUUUUAGAUAUGUGCAAGUAAAUUGGAUA
Messenger RNA from Helianthus annuus (common sunflower), 1444 nucleotides. RefSeq names its product maspardin. NCBI's taxonomy places the organism in Eukaryota, Viridiplantae, Streptophyta, Magnoliopsida, Asterales, Asteraceae. The transcript has 8 exons. Bases 182 to 1381 code for a protein of 399 amino acids. The record is from RefSeq and is a predicted model, not a curated record.